CUUAUAUGUUAAGUGAUUUAUUACUGUACGAUUCAUUUCUUACUAAAGUUAAGGGAAAGGUUUUUGAAAAUCUGAUUUAUCAAAGCGUUAUUAAUUUUUUUCUUAAUAUUUGAAUCGACACAAAAAAAGCUUUAGAAGUAAAGCAUUAAACAACUAACGGGCAGUUUUGUACUUAGAUAUACAUUAAAAUAUAUUAAAUGUUAUUUCUAUCUAGAUAUAGGAGAUUGUACAUAAUGCCGAGUUUGAAUUAUGACUAUACUCAAUCUCUGAGGAGGCAGAACGCACUUUACGUUCUUAAAUACAGUGACCCAGUUAAAGUAGCAGAAAACCCAGCACCUGUUGUAGGGUAUAGCGGCCAUGUACCCUCAUAUAGAAGCAGCAUACAUGACCAGAGGGUUAUUAGAUCACUUAUGAGAAGUCUGGUUAGCCCGAUGAAACCAACCACUGCAACAGGUUUUGUUAAAGCGGCGUCGAAUCUUCCCAAGUUUGAACACGAGAAAAAGGAACAAUCCACGGCGUCUUUAAACAAGAGAGCAAGGUCGGCACCCGUGACGUUGAGUGGUACUGAUCAAAAUGAGAAAACACCACCUCAAUCUUCACGGAGCAUCAAAUCUGGUCAGUCAGUUCGUGUAAGUCCUUCGAAACUUGCCAUGAUGUCGGCAGGUGGAUUGGAUAAAAUGUCGGCAAGUCGUCCACAUACUUCUGCUGCUGUGAGUCAAAAAGUCCAACAACCGAUCUCGUCGAGAGCAAGCAGCGCGUCCUCUGUUUCCCUGCGACCGAUCACGGAGGAGAAACCCCGGAAGCAUCCAACAGGUUAUCCACAGACGCUCUACGGCGCCAGCUUCUGGUACGCAUGGAAAGACGAAGAAACCAAAUUAGAUGUUACACGACCUGAGUCGUAUCAGCGAGAUCGUAGUUUAAAUCGACAUAAUAACGUGCUAUACCAUAAAUACGAAGGUGUGGUACCAAAAUACAUGGGUUAUGUUCCUGGGUAUAAGUUCAGGCAUGGAUCAACAUACGGAGUUCUUACUGUGAGAGCCACAGAAGCGGGGGUAGUUCAUAAAUUGAAGAAUUAGUUUAAAUUAGAAUUUCUUUAGUAAUAUUCACUAUAUCACUAAUAUUUUGGUGGAGUGCAAUGCUUAGAUAUCUAUAUGUGUUUAGUGGCGUUCUUUUCAUUUGCACUAAAGCAUUUAAAUUGUGUUUACAUUUAACCGUGUAUUAAGACAAAUAAUAAAACUUUACAAGAAUACACAAGUAUACAAAAC
Molecule: messenger RNA, 1265 nt
Organism: Ciona intestinalis (vase tunicate)
Lineage: Eukaryota; Metazoa; Chordata; Ascidiacea; Phlebobranchia; Cionidae
Source: RefSeq, a predicted model, not a curated record